AUGGACUCUGAUGAAACAAAUUUCCUAUUUCUCCUCCCAUCUGAACUGCUAUUACUCGUUUUCCAAAAUCUCCCUAGCCUUAAUGAACCUCCGAGCCUCGCAAUCACGUGCAAAUCCCUUUACAAAUUCUUCAAAUUUCACGAGCGCAAAAUUGCGUGGUCUUUAAUAGUUAUUGAAUACAUUAAGCGUACCUGUCCACAACACAUAUUCGAUGUCCGCCUCUGUUGCUUGGCCGACGCACUGCAUGGCGAAGAUGAGGAUAUUACACUUCAAACUCCUGGCGGGCUUUAUGGCCGCUUUGAGUAUGAUUCGAUUUUCUCAGCCACGGUUGAGUCCGUAGCGGUAAUUGACCGUUAUCUACGACGAAUUCGUUUGUGGUGGAAGCAAGCUGCCCAGUUGAGAAGCAAUUAUGUCUCCCAUAUCAAUGAGUACCGGGAUGCGCUAUCUUAUGAAAACUCUUAUCAUCAUCCUGAGGAGAACUAUGUGAUGGCCUGCUCCGCAGGUUGUAAACGCCAGAUCGGUCCCCAUUUACUAUUACCAAACAGGAACGAAAGGAAAUCAGUUUCUCAAGAGAAAUUCUAUCGGGCGGUAAUAGCUUGCACCUUUGAAACAAAACUGAUACAGCUUCUUGCAAUCAAUCUCGAAUCAGAAGACGAAGUGAACGACAGUUUAUCCGAGAGAAUAUAUGCCGAUUGGUUCGAACGUUCAAACUACACACUGCGAGAAAGCUUCGAAAACCUCGAAAUCUUUGAUUAUACGUCGAAUUUUCUUCUCCAGAAUGUCUUCGACUCGCCUCACGAAUACCAAGAUUGGGAUGAUGAGACAUUCGACUUCGGUAAUGACCGCAAUAUGUUACUCAACAAUUGGAUGCAUUUUCACCGACGGCUUCAAACAAUUUUGACACCAUUUGACAUUCUCUCUCUAUUUACAUAUGGUAUGGGAAGUGAUGAGAUGAGAGAGAAAAAUUCGCUUUACUUGAAGAACUUUUUAUCGAUGUUUUUCGUAUAUGACAUGGCGCGUGAGUAUCUGCAUGUCGAAAGGGACAUGUUACGCAACCCAAGCGAGCCCAAGUCAAAGGCCUGGAAACACUAUCGAAGUCGCUGGACGUCUGCCAUUAGGGGACGAGUAUUCUCCAAUGACUUCGAAGUUGUCGACUUCAGUGUGGCGAUGCAUCUCGAUGAUGCGAGUUCUAGGGAAUCAGAGACGGUGGGGGCGAGAUAG
Molecule: messenger RNA, 1221 nt
Organism: Penicillium nucicola
Lineage: Eukaryota; Fungi; Ascomycota; Eurotiomycetes; Eurotiales; Aspergillaceae
Exons: 2
Coding region: 1-1221 (406 amino acids)
Source: RefSeq, a predicted model, not a curated record